ACCGGCCCGAGGGGCCGCGAAGAGCCGGGAGCUCGCUCGGGGGCUCCGGGACCCCUCGGGGUGUGAGGGGCCGAGCACUGCUCGGGGACCCGAGGGGCAGCAGCCUCGGCGGGCCCGCAAGAGCCCCGAGGACAGAGCCCAGUCGGCCGUGGCUGAGAUUUGCCCCAGAACUCCUCAGCUGGCCCCGUGUGCGCUGAGAUCUGUCCCUGCUCCUGAGGUGGCCUGGCUGUAGCCAGCAGUGUCCCCUCCCCAGGACACUGUCACCUCCUCCCAGUCCCACCCCAGCCCCGGUCUCUACCCACAGCCCAAGCCAUGCUGGGAGUGCAGAGCAGAAGGUGACUGUCCCCUGUGUUCCCUGUGCCCUUCCCAGCCUGUCCCUGCUCCCAGGUGUGUCCCUACUGUGUCCAGGGGAUGUGAGCAGGCUGGGAUGGCAGGGCUUCCCCACAGGGCAGUGUUGGGCACUCCCAGUGCCCCCCAAAUUCCAGGAUUCCCCAGGGAUCCAUCUGGGGGCUCCCUGUCCAUGGACAUCUAGGAUUCACAGGUAGAUCCAGGACUUUGCCCCCACCUGGGACAUGGUCCCACAUUCUGGGACCAGCUCAAAUUCCAUUCAUGGAUUCACAUCUGUCUCAUUCCCCCUUGCCACCUGAUCCCUGAGGGGCAGGAAAACACCUUCAAGGGGCUUCUCCCCCAAAUAUCUUAAUGGGAUUCCUGAGGGAUUUCAGGCUGGUUUAUCCUUGUGUUGGUCCGGGCCUGCUCCUCCAGCCUGUCCAGCCCCUCUGGGUGCUCCACACGGCCCAGAGUCAGAAAGUGGCUCAGAGCAGCAGUCUGGAGCCUCAAAGUGUCCCUCCUGUCCCUGUUCCCUUCAGGGAGAUUGUGCUGGCUUCUCACCUGAAGCCUCUGGAGAAGAAGGACAGGCUGGGACAGAGGAGGAAUGUGCUGUGGAAUCCCUGUGCAGCCCCAGCUGAGACAGCACCCACCCAUGCUGUGGAGAUCCCACAGGAGCUGGACCAGCUGCCUGGCUCCGCUGCGGAAUUUCACCGGGAUUGGCGCAGAUGCCUCAAAAGUGGGACAGAGAAAUACCAGUUUUUGCUGGAGCUUGGAGGGGAGGCCUUGGGCAGGAUCUUCCAGGCUGAUGUGGGCUUUGGCCUCCUGGGGGAAUUCCUGGCAGUGCUGGCAGAGAACAUCCAUCCUGGAGACAGAGCUGCCGUCCUUCAGAUCCUGCAGAGCCUGGCGGGCACCAAGCGCUUCGGGCUGAAUGUGGCUCUGCUGAGCCAGGCAGAGAAGGAGAGCAGCCAGGAUUUGUUCAGGAAACUGCAGAGCAGGGAUGGGCAGGCUGCUGGCCAGCCUGGCUGCCAGGGGGAAGCCCAUUCCAUGGAGACCCACCUGGAAAAGGAAAUGGAUGAGGAGACGACAGUGGUGGAGCUGAUGAAGUGUUACCAGGUCAGCUGAGGGAGCAGGAGCACCAGGAUUGAGCAGAAACCUCAAAGCUUGACUUUGGCAUCAGCUGGGGCACAAGUUGUGCACAAUAAAGUUUAGCUCCCAGGC
This is a messenger RNA of Serinus canaria (Common canary), 1545 nucleotides long. It is a transcript of the gene DNAAF19, whose product is annotated as coiled-coil domain containing 103. Lineage: Eukaryota; Metazoa; Chordata; Aves; Passeriformes; Fringillidae. Bases 700 to 1449 code for a protein of 249 amino acids. Gene Ontology annotation, biological process: epithelial cilium movement involved in extracellular fluid movement; inner dynein arm assembly; determination of left/right symmetry. The transcript has 2 exons. Gene Ontology annotation, cellular component: outer dynein arm. The record is from RefSeq and is a predicted model, not a curated record.